Molecule: messenger RNA, 1457 nt
Organism: Brassicogethes aeneus
Lineage: Eukaryota; Metazoa; Arthropoda; Insecta; Coleoptera; Nitidulidae
Source: the annotation of a GenBank genome assembly
CCGUACUUGUUGACGUAUGUCAGUAUAGGUUAUGUCUAGCUAAAUUUCGCUGAAAAUAUGGAUUAAUUCGUAAAAAUUAACGUUACAAAACAUGUUGUCGACAAAAAACGUAACACAUACACAUCCGGCAGUUCUUUCGUAGCAAAAAAUCCACGAAUUAGUUAUUUAUGGAACCAAAGCACCUACAUAUGAGCUUACUAAAUGAAGAUAUGGUAUCAAAUAGAGACUGGAGAAGGGCUUUAAGGUCACAACCAGCCUACAGAAUAGUAAAUAAAACAAUUAGAGGACAGACAACGUUCAUAACGAUGGUGGGGCUCACUGGUUUAUUCAUUUUAUUUUAUUUUUACCACAAAAAAGGUGUAGCCCCUAUGAGAAGCAGCAAUUAUAACUAUACAUACCCUAUAACAAGGCCUAUUAAAACCAGCACUUUACACAACUUUAAGAUAGGUAUAAUAGCCGAUUUGGACACAAAUUCAAAAAGCGAUAAUGAGAAAAAUACGUGGUUUUCCUACUUAAAAACUGGUUAUUUAAGUUUCAACCCUUAUUCACAUAGAGUUGCCAUAACAUGGGAUAAAACUGACCCUGCUCGGCUAACAAACAACUUUGCCUUAAAAGGUAGAGGUAUGGAAUUGUCAGAGUUAGUAGUUUUUGAUGGACGGUUGUUAACUUUUGAUGAUAGAACUGGUAUAAUAUACGAACUAAGCAAUAAUAAAGUUAUACCGUGGAUAUUGUUAAUGGAUGGGGAUGGAAAGAGUGUUAAGGGUUUUAAGUCGGAGUGGGCAACUGUUAAAGAUGAAAUUUUAUAUGUAGGGUCAAUGGGUAAGGAAUGGACAACCGCUAGCGGCGAAUAUGUCAAUUCUAACCCUCAAUAUAUUAAAACAAUUACUACAAAAGGGCAGGUAAGCCAUAUAAGCUGGGAAGAUAAUUAUAAAAGGGUUAGAAGCAUAUUGGGUAUAUCAUACCCGGGGUAUAUGAUACACGAAAGUGCAGUGUGGUCCAACAUACACAGAAGAUGGUAUUUUUUACCGCGCAGGUGCAGCACAGAAAAAUAUGAUGAAAAAACAGAUGAAACCAAAAGCUGUUCUGUAUUAAUUUCCACAAAUGAGGAUAUGUAUGAUGUACAAAAAGUAGACUUAAAAUCAUCAUCAAAUACUCGAGGCUUUUCGAGUUUCAAGUUCAUACCCACCUCCAAUGAUCUUGUGAUAGUGGCAUUGCGAACUGUAGAGUUUAACGGUACCACGGAAACGUACAUAACAGCUUUCACCAUCUAUGGUCAAAUAAUAAUGGAUGACACUUACAUUUCCAAUCUGAAGUACGAGGGCUUCGAGUUCAUUUAACAUUCCAUCAAUAUAAUUUAGGUAAUUUGUAACAUAAUUGUAUAUUUAUCAAAGUAUUUAUUAUAUGUGAACCAUGUGCGUGUGAAUUGAUGCAUUGUAAAUAAAUAUCUUCAUGUAUAA